CGUUCUUUGUUGAAGCUGGUCGGCGGUGGGAUUGGGAUCGGGAGGGGGUUCCCACCCUCGCCCCUUGGGGCGGGGAGCCAGGGACAAUUUCCUUUCGAACAGCAAAAUCUGACCACAACUGUCCUCAACAUGGCUGAACGGACGGGUAGUGGAGGAGUUCCAGUGAUGUCAACAUCAAGAGAGGUCACGAGUCCGAACUCAGUGAUCACCGAGCUCCUGGCAAGCUGUGACGAUUCCCAGCUGCUGCAGCUGACGGACUCCUACCGGGACAGGCUGGAGCAGGCGAUGGAAGGAGGGGUGUCCGGAGUGAGCCUGGUGUUAACGGCCGAGAAUCAGUUCAGCGGAGAGGAACAUCGGAAAAUCUCUGAUCUCGCUGAUAAGGGAGAGCGGGCGGACAGUUCUAAACUCCUCCUGAGCCUGGUGAUGGAGAAAGGCUCCCGCGCCCGGAGGGUGAUGUGGGAAACCUUUGUCAAAAUGCGGAUUGGUGUCACAAAGUUGGACAAAAUACUGAAAGAAGUACAGGAACAUGGUUGUGUUCUGGUCCAUCGACCCAUACCGGAGAUUCCCAGUGAGCUGAAAGACCAUCAAAAUCUGACCACAACUGUCCUCAAAAUGGCUCAAGGAGUGGGCAGGAGAGAAGUUUCAGCGAUGUCAAGAUCAGGAAAGGACAUGGGUCCGAGCUCAGAGAUCACUGAGCUCCUGGCAAGCUGGAAUGAUUCCCAGCUGCUGCAGCUGACGGACUUCUAUCGGGACAGGCUGGAGCAGGCGAUGGAAGGAGGGGUGCAUGGAGUGAGCCUGGCGUUAACGGCCGAGAAUCAGUUCAGCGGAGAGGAACAUCGGAAAAUCUCUGAUCUCGCUGAUAAGGGAGAGCGGGCGGACAGUUCUAAACUCCUCCUGAGCCUGGUGAUGGAGAAAGGCUCCCGCGCCCGGAGGGUGAUGUGGGAAACAUUUGUCAAAAUGCGGAUUGGUGUCCCAAAGUUUGACAAAAUACUGAAGGAAAUACAGAUGUAUGCAGGUUCUGAUCCAUCCCAUCGAUCAAAUCCCACUCAAGGUUUACUCAAGAUUCUCAGUGAAUUGAAAGAUGCUCAACAGAAACACAAGGAGACUCUAUGGGCACAAACUGAAAAACUGAGAGCGAAUACGAUCCUGAUGACGGAGAAGGUGAAGGUUUUCCAGCUGGUUGAUCGAUACGCUGAGCUCACGGUCAUUUCUACUGUUCGAGAUCGGAGACUGGUGGAACAUGAGCUGCUGGCAAGAGGCAGAGACCACGAGGAGUGGAGAGAGAAACAUCUCCGCAGAAAGCUGGAAAAAAUCCGGACUGAUCAGUUGUUCCAGAGCAGCUUUUCCCGGAGUAAAUCCAAAUCUGGGAGUUCAGCAGCAGUGGCUGGAGUCCCGGGGAUCGGGAAAACAACAAUGGUACAAAAGAUUGUUUAUGAUUGGGCCAUGGGGAAAAUAUACCAACAAUUCCAGUUUGUCUUCAGUUUCAAAUUCCGGGAUUUAAACUCUAUUAACUGCAGAAAAAACCUGAGGCAACUAAUUCAGGAUCAAUAUCCUUACUUUGGGAAUAUCCUGAGAGAUGUUUGGAAGAAUCCAGAGGGAUUGCUGUUUAUAUUUGAUGGUCUGGAUGAAUUCGAGCACAGAAUUGAUUUUGCUGACAGUCAAAGAGAUACAGAAUCCAAGCACCAAUGCCCAGAUCCCGAGUGGUGGUGUGAAGUGUCUGACAUUUUGUACAGUUUAAUCCAGGGCAAGCUGCUCCCAGGGUGUUCAGUGCUGGUGACCACCCGUCCCACUGCGUUACAUUUAUUGGAUAAAGCCAAGAUCAGCGUCUGGGCUGAAAUCCUGGGAUUUGUUGGUGAGGAACGGAAGGAAUAUUUCAUCAGGUAUUUUGAAGAUCAGACGGUGGCAGAAGCUGUUUUCAAACACGUGAAGGAGAAUGAGAUCCUGUACACCAUGAGCUACAACCCCUCCUACUGCUGGAUCCUCGCUCUGGCACUGGGGCCCUUCUUCACACAAAGAGUCCGGGACCCGCAGCGAGUUCCCAAGACGAUCACCCAACUGUACUCGUACUAUAUUUACAACAUCCUGAAGAACCACAGCCGUGAGAUUGAGAAACCCCGUGAUGUGUUACUCAGGGUUGGUCAGAUGGCCUUCAGAGGAGUGUCCGAGAGGAAGAUCAUAUUUACAUAUGGAGAUUUGAUCAGUUACAAUCUGCAGCCUUCCCAGUUCCUGUCCGGGUUCCUGAUGGAGCUUUUGGAGAGAGAGGAUUCUGCCCAGAGCGUGGUGUACACAUUCCCACACCUCACCAUCCAAGAGUUUGUAGCUGCAGUCGCACAAUUCCUGACCCUACAUCCCAAGGAUAUCCUGAAAUUCCUCACUGAAACCCACAACAUGACAGAUGGGCGGUUUGAGGUAUUCCUCCGUUUUGUGGCUGGUCUCUCCUCCCCAAUGACAGCUCGGGGCCUGGAGGUGUUUCUGGGUCCCUUUCCUCAUCAAACAACCUGCCGGGUGAUUGACUGGGUGAAGGAGGAGGUUAAACGCCAGAGUGGAAACACGAGGAUUGCAUCUCGUAAAAGGAGCCUCCUGAACACACUGCACUACCUGUUUGAGUCUCAGAAUCGUGGACUGGCUCAGGCCGCACUGGGAUCUGUGAACAAACUCUCAUUCAGUGGAAUGGCACUGACCCCGAUUGACUGCGCGGUCCUGUCUCAUGUCAUCGGACUCUGUGAUACAAUAAAACACCUCGACCUGCAGGGCUGUCACAUUCAGUGUGAAGGAAUCCAGCGGCUGGGACCCGGGCUGCACAAGUGCCAGGAGUUGAGCCUUGGGGGAAAUGAACUGGGAGAUUCAGGAGUGAAACUGGUGUCUGCGGCUCUGAGGAACCCGGAGUGUAAAAUACAGAAACUGUGGCUCUGGGAUGUCGGUCUCACAUAUUCUGGUGCUGAGGAUCUCGCCUCCGCACUCAGAACAAACCCAUCACUGACGGAGCUGGGCCUGGGUUAUAAUGAACUGGGAGAUUCAGGAAUAAAGCUGGUGUCUGUGGCUCUGACAAACCCCAAGUGUGGAAUAGAGAAACUGGGGCUGAGGGAUAUCGGUCUCACAGAUUCUGGUGCCGAGGAUCUUGCCUCUGCUCUCAGUACAAACAUAUCACUGACGGAGCUGGAGCUGGGAUUCAACUCGCUCACGGACCGAUCUGUCCCCGCUCUCCGCCACCUCAUAUUGGCCCUCCCGAGUCUGAAGCUGAUCGACUUGUGGAGGAAUCAGUUCAGUCAGACUGGUGGGAAGGAACUGAGAUCUCUGCAGGAACCCAGACCCGGACUGACAGUUGAUCUGUGAACAUCUGAAUGGUGAACUAGCUCCAGUCUCACACUCUGUGACGUCCAAAGCGAUCCAGUAGUGACGCAAUUCCGCAUCCUAUCCAGCUGCACGUGUCCGGAUUCAACAGCUGCUCCAAAUGGCGUGCCGGGGAAUUACACAGAGAGGAAGAGCCCAGGGGGCCGGGUUAGAUCUGGGAAACCAGUGUCCCUGGGAGAGAAUCCUUUUACUCACUUUGAGCUGAGAACAUCCUGGCCAAUAUAAUGAUGUUAAAUAGACAAAUCCCUCGGCAAUGACCCUGGAUCUGCAGCAAUCUCGGACAGGGCCCUGAAGUGUGAUUUUAUAAUCAUCGGUUCCCCGAUGCAGAGUGAAGGUGAGAAACGGGACUGAUUAUUCAAACUGUCACGCGUUGUCGCCGGUCAGUUAAUUGUGUGUGACUGUGAGCGAGUCGGGAGCAGCUUAUUUAUUCCCACACGUCAGCAGCUCACACAUUGUUUAAUGUAGCUUUGAACGUUUGUCAAGAUGAAGUCAAUAAAAUCACUGACGUACAAAAAAGCUGGAGAAACUCAGCAGGUCGGGCAGUAUCCGUUGAAAGGAGCAGUCAACGUUUCGAGCCGAAACCCUCCGUCAGUACUAAAGAAGGAGAGGUC
This is a messenger RNA of Hypanus sabinus (Atlantic stingray), 3962 nucleotides long. Its product is annotated as NACHT, LRR and PYD domains-containing protein 3-like. Gene Ontology annotation, molecular function: protein binding. The coding region runs from base 130 to 3333 and encodes 1067 amino acids. The transcript is spliced from 14 exons. The record is from RefSeq and is a predicted model, not a curated record. Lineage: Eukaryota; Metazoa; Chordata; Chondrichthyes; Myliobatiformes; Dasyatidae. Gene Ontology annotation, cellular component: cytoplasm.